Molecule: messenger RNA, 877 nt
Organism: Solanum verrucosum
Lineage: Eukaryota; Viridiplantae; Streptophyta; Magnoliopsida; Solanales; Solanaceae
Product: WAT1-related protein At5g40240-like
Exons: 6
Coding region: 1-873 (290 amino acids)
Cellular component (GO): plasma membrane
Molecular function (GO): transmembrane transporter activity
Source: RefSeq, a predicted model, not a curated record
AUGAGGCCUUGCAGAAAGCUCAAUUUUUCUAUAUUCUCUAGGAUGAUUCUUCUUGCCUUCCUCAGCUGCUCUGUACAAAUAUUGUUGUGCUUUGGGAUAGGGUAUAGCAAUCCAAUUUUGGCCUCAGCAAUGACAGAUGUUGUUCCAGCUUUUACUUUCCUAAUUGCUGUAAUUGCAGGGAUGGAAAAGUUGGGAUUAAGGUUGAAAAGCACUCUGGCAAAGUUUAUUGGGACAACAAUAUUAAUACUUGGGGCACUGCUUAUGACUUUUUAUAGAGGCCCUCCAAUUUUUUCAAAUCAAUCAAUUACACCCUCCAAUAAUUUUCAUCAACUUCACAUCAGUACAAAAUCAAAUUGGAUCCUUGGAGGAUUUCUCCUUGCUACUGCUAAUUUGCUACUUGCAAUCUUGUACAUAGUCCAGGCAUGGACUAUAAAUGAUUAUCCAGAAGAAUUCGUGGUGACUACUGUUACUUGUGGCUUAGUAACAAUUAUUUCAGGUGUGGUUGGAUUAAUUGCUGAACAAAAUUUGAGUUCUUGGAGACUUAAACCAGAUUUGGAGUUGAUUACUGUUUGUUAUGCUGCAAUUUUGAUGAUUGUCCUUAGAAGUCUAGUUUUUAUUUGGGCAUUGAAGAAGAAAGGACCUGUUUUUGUUGUAAUGAUAAAGCCACUUGGAAUGAUAGCUGCAGUCAUAAUGGGGGUCAUUUUUCUUGGUGAUGUUCUUCAUGUUGGAAAUAUAAUUGGUGGAAUGAUCAUAGCUUUGGGUUUUUAUUGUGUGAUGUGGGGAAAAGCUAAAGAGGAAAUGUGUGUUAAAGACAUAAGCAAGGAUUCUACAAGAGUAUCUUUACUACAUAGGCAAAGUGAUAAUAAUGCAUGAGUGU